Messenger RNA from Symsagittifera roscoffensis, 1992 nucleotides. RefSeq lists its product as uncharacterized. Gene Ontology annotation, cellular component: chromatin. Lineage: Eukaryota; Metazoa; Xenacoelomorpha; Acoela; Convolutidae. Gene Ontology annotation, biological process: transcription initiation-coupled chromatin remodeling; protein localization to chromatin. The transcript is spliced from 11 exons. The record is from RefSeq and is a predicted model, not a curated record. The coding region runs from base 182 to 1882 and encodes 566 amino acids.
AUGUAAAAUUUCUUCAGCCAUUCGCUAUAAUGUAAGUUCAGCUGCAAAAAAAAUUACUUUAUUCACGUUUUAUCGAUGCUGUCAGUAUUCAACUCUUGAACUGCAGUGUUAUCCAGAAAAUGGAGAACGCAUUACUGAUUUGAAGCUAACUCCUUUUGACGAAACCUUGGAAAUAUAAAUUAUGCCACGAGCAGAAGACAAGUACGAACUGCAGACGGUGCAAACUAAAACCGAUAAACCACUCCAGCAUCAACCAUGGUACAGAGAACGGUUUAGAAGUCAGCACCUUAAGGAACUGCCUGGGGAUCGAUCUUACCCUCACUUGGUUGGAUCGGAAUGGACAUUUGUGAAGGAUGGACUGGAUGACUUCAGAGAUGGAUAUCCUCCUGAACCAGAAGGCGGUGGAAUCAUCAAACCCAUGAAUGGCGUAGCUCCUCAAUUGCAAUCCUACCACAGAACUCCCAAGCAACAGGUGAAGCCGAGUCUGAACAAACAUCAGGUGCUCUACAGUAAGACCCUACCGGGACAGGAGAGACGAAGGGACUACCUGGACUCUUUGAUCAAUGGACUGAAGGACCACCCUUUGGCCCUGUACUCUCACAUUGAAGAGUCAGUCCCCGCUGAUAUGUUCGAGGAUCUUAUCGAUGCACUUGACAAAGAGAUGAUGCUCGGAGGAUCAGUUACAGACGAAGAAUACAACAAUGCCCAACAGCAGCCCAGAUUCCACUACCAGUCCCAGACCUAUGUCCCCCCAAAUCCAGGACACGAUGAAGAAGCUGCCUCGGAACCAGAAGUGGCUUCGAAUAAUGGAGGCGGAGAAGGGACGAGGGAUGCCGCCGCAGCGGCGCCAAGGGGUCAAGGAGAGCUGUUCCAAUCAGGGGUUCAAAGCGCAGAUUCUGGCAGGUCAUCGGAGAAUAAAAGCCACAUUGACCCAGAUCAAACCGGAAACAUUGAUCUGAUGGUGAAAGGUGACAAGGAAAAACUGAAACAAGCCGAAGAUCGGCUUAAAAUAGCCAACGAAGUCUACGACUGGCCUUCAAUUUCCAAAGCCAAAGAUUUAUGGAAGAACGCAGAACCAGUUGACCUUCUGAGCCGGCAGUCGCUGGACGAAGGAAUUGGAGGAACAAGUAGCCAGAUUCAGGAUAGUCAGAAUGGGUACAGGUGGAUGGCCAGUGGUAACAUGAGUAAACAACAGCAGCAUCAACAACAGCAUUCGGCUCGUGGACAAUCAGCAGGAGCUGCACUUACACCGGCAGAGGAUGCGCAUAUCCAAUCAGUGACCACUGGCUUCUGUCAGUGGGUGGCGGAGUUGGGAGGGGACUCAAACAACAUAGACGAGUCGACAGUCAUGGGACUGUUCUCAGGCGGAUACGAGAGCAAACCGGCACUCUCAGUGCCCAUACACGUGGUCGAGUUGACCAAUGUUCCUCCUGAGCUGAGGAUGAACUCAGCUGCCCCUGGACAGAGCAGAAUGUCAAGUGCAAGUGCACCCGAAGGAGACUCGAAACUGCUCAACGCUGGUUAUGUACAUACAAAACCGACGAAAGCAGUUAGAUAUGGCGCCUGGUAUCUCAAACCGAAACAAUGGAAGGCAUUAAAACCUGGAGAGGACAUUACUGACCCGAAUCUGAAACAGGGCGAGUUCUCGGAAGCGAAACGGAGGAGUGUGGCGCUGGAUGGAGAACUGGCGAAUAUGCAUGGGGCUAAGGAGUUCAUCAAGUUCAUGCGACACAAGGGCAACUCAGUGCCAGAUUUUCUGUCACGUGUAGCUGCUCUGCAACAAGACGAGAGUGAAGAGAAAGGGCCAUCAGGGGCGAAACUUCCGCCUUCAAGGGCUAGAUCGGCAGCUGCGCCUACACCUACUGGAAUGCCCUCAAAAUAACCUCGGCCAGUCUAAAUUCAACAGAAUAUUUUUGCAUAUGCACUAUUUACAUAUCUUCUUUUUAAAGCCAGCUGCAUUAAAUCAUAGAUUCAAAUCGAAUUUGCGCGAAG